AUGGUUCCUCAACAAUCAGUAAUGACAUUUCCAAUUGAUAAUUUAUUGGAUAUUUCAUUUCCUGAAGAAUUAUUCCCCCAAAUGAAUUUAAGUCGUUCAAUAUUGGAAAUUCCAUUUGAUUUAGUUGAAAAUGAACUUCGAAGACCAAAUGAUCAUGAUACUUCAAAUAAUAUGUCAAUUGAUUCACAAGCACUUCAAGAUGAAAUUUUACAUAUUUUGCACGAAUAUUCAGAUGAUUCUGUUGGUUCGGUAUCAAAUUUAAUGGGAGAUUUUGAAAAUACAAAUAAUAUAAUUGCACAAAUGGAAAACAAUAAUGAAACCAUUUAUCCAAAGUCAUAUAUGAAUGGAUAUAUAAAAUUUGUAAUGGAAUCUACCAAUUCACUUUUGGAACCAAUAGAAGGUGCUGUUCAGUAUAACAGCAACAAUAAUAACAACAACAAUAAUAAUAAUAAUAAUAACCAACAUGAAAGAGAAUUAACUCAUGAAGAAGUUCUUGAGAUUUUUGAAGCAACUUGUAAAGAAAUUGAUGAAUGGAAAUCAUUGUCUGAUAUACCAAUACUUAAAGAACAACAAACAGAAUCAAUUACUGAAGAACAAAUUCAACAAGCACUACCAUCACAAGAACAGAAUAUUCUUUCCAAUAAUGUCUUGGAAACUAUUCCACAACUGCAAAGUCUUGAUCCAUAUUUCCAUUCUUCUAAAACUCAAAUACCAUAUUUAAUUAAUAAAAGAUCAUCAUCAGUGGAUUCAAAUAAAUCUGAAAAUCAACUGCAAUUAUCAUUAAGUUUACCCAUUAAUUCAGUGUCCAAUUUAAACUCAAACAAUAAUCUGUUAUCUAAAUCUAAUACAAAUACAAAUUCUACUUCAAACUCACCAGCUGAUGGUACUAAAUCACCACGGAAGAGAAAAUUAGAUAAUAGAACAUUUUAUAAAAAUUCUCAAUUGAAUUUUUCAUUAUUGGAUAUUGUAUCAAGACCAGAUUAUGAAUAUUCAUCUCAAUUAUCUAACCAAUCUUCAAAUAUUCCUAAUGCAUAUCAAUGUAUGAUUUUAAAUGAAAAAUUAAUUUCACCAAUUAAUUGUUCAAUAACAUGUCGUGUUCAAAGAACUUUAUAUAUUAGAGAUUGUUUAGAUGAAUUACCAAAGAAACAUUUUAAUGGAGAAUAUGAAAUUACACCAAAUCCGAAUUUUAAAAAAACUUCAUAUGAAGCACAAUAUAUUUUAACUAAAUUGGAUAAAUCUGGUAAACCAGAUAAUACAACAAGAGCAGGAUUAUGUCCUUAUUGUGAAAAGAUUGAAUUUUUUGGUUUAAAAAAUUCUUCAUAUGGUAAUCAUUUAGCUUAUAAACAUGGAAUUUUAACUAAUGGAAAUUCAGUACCCGAUCCAAAAUUUUAUGGUAGAUAUAAAUUUAAAAAAGGUGAAUAUGAUGAACCCGAAAAGAAGAAACGUAAAACAAAUGCUCAUAUUUUAGAAAGAGAAGGGGUGUUAUGUACUUGUUGUUGGCAAAUUCUUGAAGUUAAUUGUACUUCAAGAAGUUCUGUUUUAGGUCAUUAUCUUCGUCAUUAUAGGGAUUCUCAUGUUGGUAAUAAAAAGGAAAUUAAUAAAAAUGAAACUGAUGAUCCUUUAUCUACUUUUGAUCCCGUUGUUUUUGAAUUCAUAAACAAAUGGAGAUAG
Molecule: messenger RNA, 1671 nt
Organism: Candida tropicalis MYA-3404
Lineage: Eukaryota; Fungi; Ascomycota; Pichiomycetes; Serinales; Debaryomycetaceae
Exons: 1
Coding region: 1-1671 (556 amino acids)
Source: RefSeq, a predicted model, not a curated record